ACACUCCGCCUUUCUGCUCCAUAACGUGACUGAGUGCUGCAGCUCAGCAGCUUCUCCUGAGACUUGUUCUGUUGUUGUGGGCUGGACCGGUUCAUUGACCAACAGUAUCCUGCAGGAGGUCACACCAGGACAGACAGAGGACAGCAACAGACUACCAGAGAGAGAUUGAAUCCAGCAGUCACAAUGGCAGACAGCGGGAAGACUAAUGAGACUGGAGCUGCAGCAGCAGAACCAGCUAAUGGAGACCAGCAGAAUGUUGUUUCCCGGGUGAGCAAUUUGCCUCUGGUCAGUUCAGCUUGUGGAGUGGUCUCCAGCGCCUACAGCAGCACCAAAGACAGCGUGCCCUUGCUGAAGGGAGUGAUGGAUGCAGCAGAGAGCGGGGUCCGAACCCUCGGAGCAGCAGCCCACACGGGGUCCAAGCCUCUUUUGGACAUUAUAGAACCACAGCUUGCUACAGUGAAUGAGUAUGCCUUGAAAGGACUGGGUAAGAUGGAGGAGAAGCUGCCUAUUCUUCACCAACCUGCAGACAAGGUGGUGUCGGACACGGUCGGCAUGGUGUACCAGUCGGUGGCGGGGGCCAAAGAUGCCAUGAUGGGGGCUGUGAUGGGCGGUGUGGAGAUGACCCGGGCAGCGGUCAGCGGAGGUAUCAUCACCGCCAUGGGCACCAGGAUGGGCCAGAUGGUCAGCAGUGGGAUGGGUCUGGCCCUGAGCCGAUCCGAGGACUGGGUUGACCAGAACCUACCGCUCACUGAGAGAGAGCUGGCUGCUGUGGCUGAACCUGCCACCACCAGUGAGGUGACCACCCCAUCGACCAGCCCGAGCUACUUUGUGCGUCUGGGGAAACUCUCUGCCAAAGUACAGGAGCGAGCCCUACAGCAGUCCCUGGUCCGCGCACGGCAUGCCAGGGAUGUCACCUAUACUACAGUGGGUCAGAUUACCAGUACUCUGGACCUGCUGGAGACUGCCCGUACCAGUCUGGGUACCGCCAGUAACCAGAUAGGAGGAGCCUCCGAGCAGCUGCUGCAGCGCUGGACGGAGUGGAAGCAGAAGCAGGCUGGAGCUGGAAAGACUGAGUCUGAGCCAGAUGGGACCAGAGAUGAGGCUGAGCAGCUGGAAGGGCGGGUCCUCUCCAUGGUUCACGGUCUGAGUGACCAGCUGAGGUCAGCGUGCUCCAGCGUGGUGUCAAGCGCUCAGGGCCUGCCAGGUGCGGUCCAGGACCAGCUCACCAGCGCGAGGCGAUCAGCUGAAGAAUUGCACUCGUCUCUGGGGAACACCAGCACCAUCACACCCCUCCUUCUGGAGCGGAGCCGUCACCACCUGAUCCAAGUUCAACAGUCUCUGGAUGGUGUCAUGGAGUAUCUAGUAAACAACACACCACUCAACUGGCUGGUGGGACCGUUCGCCCCCCAGAUCACUGAGAAGGCCGAGGGAGAUGUGACGAUGGAGAAGAGCGGAGCGCACAACUAGACUUUGUUGUGUUUUCCAUGAGUUAAUCCAGUGGUUCACAAACUGGGGGGCGGGACCCCUAAGGGCCCAGAGCUAUAAAAGGGGGGAGGGCACGGCGAGGCUAAAUAGAGGAAUACAGGAAUGAGUCCCAAAACCCGGAAAUGAGUUAGCAUUUUAACACUUCCGGCUCCAUCGUCUCAAAGUCAAUUGUUUUUUUUUUUUUAAAUGGGGUUUUUAGUUAGAUGCCUGAAAUAAGGUUUUUGGUUAUCAAUGAUGCACGGUUCUGCACUGGCCUGGGAGGGGUAUGAACAUUAUUUUUUUAAUCUACAAAAGGGGGGCCCUGCAUAAAAGGUUUGGGAACCACUGAGUUAAUCAAUGUGAUGACAGAAGACUGGUAUUUACUGUAGAUGGACCAAUUAAAAAAAAACAUAUCUGCUUGCUUUAAUAAUGAAAGAAGCCUUAUA
Sebastes umbrosus (honeycomb rockfish) is the source of this 1910-nucleotide messenger RNA. RefSeq names its product perilipin 3 (gene plin3). The coding region runs from base 184 to 1467 and encodes 427 amino acids. The transcript is spliced from 8 exons. NCBI's taxonomy places the organism in Eukaryota, Metazoa, Chordata, Actinopteri, Perciformes, Sebastidae. The record is from RefSeq and is a predicted model, not a curated record. Gene Ontology annotation, biological process: lipid storage; positive regulation of triglyceride storage. Gene Ontology annotation, cellular component: lipid droplet; cytosol.